UUGAAACACCACCUACCUUCCUUUACCUUCUUGUCUCUUUGCGUCUCUCUCUCUCUGCGUGUGACUCUGACUUCUUCUUCUUCUUAUCUCUCUCUCUCUCUCUCUCUCUCUCUCUCUCUCUCUCUCUCUCUCUCUCUCUCUCUCUCUCUCUCUCUCUCUCUCUCUCUCUUACACUCUUCUUCAUACAUUCUCCUUUUCCUCUCAAACUCAAUUCUCCUUUUAUCAUCACAAUCUCACCUUUCCCUUUUCAACCCUCACUCAACCCAUCUUUCUCUCUCAUAAUCCUCUUUACAAAGUUCAAUUUUUUCACCAUUUCGUGAUCUGGGUAUGGCCAUAAUAAGGAACAUAAUAGAAGACAUGAGAUCGAGAUCUCAAAGGGUAGUUGUAGUGGAAAAAGAAGAGAAAGCUCUUGUUGGCGACGGUUUAAGACAGAGUUGUUGGGCUAACAUGCCACAAGAGCUUCUCCGUGAAGUUCUCCUCAGAAUUGAAGCGUCCGAGGAUACAUGGCCGCCGAGGAAGAACGUUGUUGCUUGUGCCGGAGUUUGUCGGAAUUGGAGAGUUAUCACUAAAGAAAUCGUUAAAAAACCUGAACUUUCUGCUAAGAUAACUUUCCCCAUUUCGGUUAAACAGCCUGGUCCAAGGGAGAAUCUCCUUCAAUGCUUCAUAAAGCGCAACCGAUCCACUCAAACAUAUUAUUUGUUUCUCAGUUUAACUAGUUCGUUAGGUGAUGAAGGAAAGUUCCUUCUGGCUGCCCGCAAAAGCAGACGUCCUACCUGCACAGAUUAUAUCAUCUCUCUAGAUGCAGAUGAUAUGUCAAGGGGAAGUAAUACCUAUGUUGGGAAACUGAGAUCAAAUUUCCUCGGAACAAAGUUCACAAUCUAUGACAGCCAGCCACCUCAUACAGGAGCUAGGUUUACUAAAAGUCGUUCUACUAGGUUGGUGAAUCUAAAGCAGGUUUCACCCAAGGUCCCAACCGGCAACUAUCCCGUGGCUCACAUCUCGUAUGAAUUGAAUGUGCUUGGCUCGAGGGGGCCUAGGAGAAUGCACUGUGUCAUGGAUUCCUUACCAUCCUCUUCGAUUGAACCAGGAGGAGUAGCUCCUACACAAACCGAGUUUUCUCUAAACAACAUAGAAAUGUUUCCCUUGUUUCCUUUUUUCCGAUCAAAAUCAAAUCGCGUGAUGGAGAACUCUCUAUCCGGACCCCUAGUUGGUAAUCAAAAAGACGGAUUACUUGUGUUGAAAAACAAGGCUCCGAGGUGGCACGAGCAGCUGCAGUGUUGGUGCUUAAACUUUCACGGGCGCGUGACAGUUGCCUCGGUUAAAAACUUUCAGCUGGUGGCUUCCGCAGAAAACGGAACUGCUGGACCAGAACACGAUAAGAUUAUUCUGCAAUUUGGAAAAGUUGGGAAGGAUUUGUUUACAAUGGAUUAUCGAUACCCUAUUUCAGCAUUUCAGGCAUUCGCAAUCUGCCUCAGCAGCUUCGAUACCAAGAUUGCUUGUGAAUAACAUGUUAAAACAGAUUAUGUUACAAUCGAAGAAAUAUGUUUGAAUGUGACUUAGUGGGAAGCAAUGUGAUGAAAAGUGUUUAUGAAGGUGAUUGGAUGAUGAAUGGUGUUGAACUGAAAAUGUAUAAAGACGAUGCUGCACAUAUGAGUUUUCAGUUAGUUUGUGGAAUCACCAUGAAAAAAUUUGAAUGUUACUUGUCCUCAUUUAUAUGUAUAUUAUUAUUAUUGUUCCCCUUGUGUUGUAGAUAAAUUCUUUCUCACUCAUUUUUUUCCUUUCUUUUCUUUAACAAUUUGCUUUUCAUUUUAUGCAAUAUAUAGUGGUUGAGUCUUCUUUCAAA
Molecule: messenger RNA, 1843 nt
Organism: Vicia villosa (hairy vetch)
Lineage: Eukaryota; Viridiplantae; Streptophyta; Magnoliopsida; Fabales; Fabaceae
Product: tubby-like F-box protein 3
Exons: 6
Coding region: 328-1506 (392 amino acids)
Molecular function (GO): protein binding
Source: RefSeq, a predicted model, not a curated record